Molecule: messenger RNA, 3386 nt
Organism: Chroicocephalus ridibundus (black-headed gull)
Lineage: Eukaryota; Metazoa; Chordata; Aves; Charadriiformes; Laridae
Gene: AKR1A1
Product: aldo-keto reductase family 1 member A1
Exons: 9
Coding region: 359-1342 (327 amino acids)
Biological process (GO): aldehyde catabolic process
Cellular component (GO): cytosol
Molecular function (GO): aldose reductase (NADPH) activity
Source: RefSeq, a predicted model, not a curated record
CGUUAGCUCUGUACGUUGCCGUGUCCCCCUGCGUGGUGCAGUUUACCGGGUGUAUCACUUGAGCGCUCGGCUGUGAACGGGACAGCCUGGGCGGUGGGAAUUUCCUCAUGCGAACCGAACCGAGAGACGGAGAAAGACGAACGCGUCAAUCCCGGGAGCGGGCCGGGGCAGCGGGCCCCGCACUGUGAGGGAAAACCCGCAAAGCCCGGUCAGCACCGCGAAAAUCACAACACCGGAGCCCGCUCCCGGCGGGGCCGGCCCGGUGGCAGCUCCCGGCCGGAAGCGGAAGCUCCGCAGCGGCGGUAUAAGUGGUCGGCGGCGGUGUAAGUGGUCGGCGCCGGGCGGUGUGGCGGCAAAAAUGUCUGCAGCAUGCGACUUUGUUGGACUCCACACUGGGCAGAAGAUGCCUCUCAUAGGACUGGGAACUUGGAAAAGUGAACGUGGCCAAGUGAAAGAAGCGGUGAAAUAUGCCCUAAGUGUGGGUUAUCGCCACAUUGAUUGCGCAGCAGCUUACAGCAAUGAAGCGGAGAUCGGUGAGGCUUUCCAGGAAUGCCUUGGUCCCAACAAGGUUAUUAAAAGGGAGGACCUCUUUGUAACAUCAAAGCUCUGGAAUACCAAGCACCACCCAGAUGACGUAGAGCCAGCGCUAAGGAAAACACUUGGAGAUUUGAAACUGGCUUACCUGGACCUGUACCUCAUGCACUGGCCUCAUGCCUUUGAACGAGGGGACAACCUGUUCCCAAAGAAUCCUGAUAACACGAUGCGUUAUGAUUACACUGAUUACAAGGAUACCUGGAAGGCUAUGGAGAAGCUUGUAGAAAAAGGUCUUGUGAAAGCCAUUGGGCUGUCAAACUUCAACAGUCGUCAGAUCAAUGAUGUACUAAGUGUGGCUACUGUCAAACCAGCUGUGCUGCAGGUAGAAUGCCAUCCUUACCUUGCUCAGAAUGAGCUGAUAGCUCACUGCCAGAAACAAGGACUGGUUGUCACUGCCUACAGUCCCUUGGGUUCUCCAGAUCGCAUGUGGAAACACCCAGAUGAGCCUGUGCUUCUAGAAGAACCUGGGAUCAAAAAACUGGCAGAAAAAUACAACAAGUCACCUGCACAGAUCAUCCUGAGAUGGCAAGUGCAGCGUAAAGUGGUUGCCAUUCCCAAGAGUGUCACUCCCGCUCGCAUUCAGCAAAAUGUCCAGGUGUUUGAUUUCAGCCUCACAGAAGAGGAGAUGAGCCAUAUUGGAAGCCUGAAUAAAAACUGGCGUUACAUUGUGCCAAUGAUUACGGUGGAUGGAAAGCUAGUAGCAAGAGACGCCGGACACCCCUAUUAUCCCUUCAAUGACCCCUAUUAAAUACUAGAAAAUAAGGUGUUAGAAUAACAUGCUCCUCUGCUGCUCUUCUACAAAGUAAUUGUUGCCACAAUUUGUCAAAAAAAACCUGUCCAAAUCAAAUCUUCCUUCCUGAGUAGGUUUACUUAUGAUGUACUGCUUCUAAUUGACCUCCUAUCUGGAGAUACUGUAGCUUCCAUGUCAAAGUUUGUGGAUUUAUUACAAUGACUGCAAGCUUGCUCCUGGAAGCAUCAAAUCUUUUGGGGAUUAGAUAAAGAGUGGGGGAGUCUAAAUCAAGUUCCAAACAUGUUACUAUCUUAUAUACUUUGGGUUUACUUUUACUUUGGGCAAUACUUUGGGUUUACUGCCUGUGAAACAGUUUUGAAAGCUUUAGUUAUGACCAUGAAGGCGGGGGGGGGGGAAGGCUGAAGGCAUGAAAGCAUUUUAAGACUAAACAACUGCUCAGACAUCAACUUUGAUAUCUUUAUUAGUAUUUUUUUUAUACAGGGAAUAAAGUGAAAUGUGCUACAGUUGCACUAUGUCCAUAAACCAUUCAUUAAACCCCAAGUAACCAGCCAUGCCCAGUGCUUUUCAUCUACUUUAGAGUACUUGUGGGACCUGAUAUUAUCUUAUUUUCUUUUAAUUUGCCUGUAGAUUUGAGGAAAAUAAAUGCAUACCCUGGAGCAGGCCUUCAGGCCAGUCUUCUCUGUUGCUUGCCACAGGGAUAGGUUUCAGCUCUGAUGUUAGCUCUGAUUGUCCUAUCACAAAAGCCUCAAGUACUUUUUAGCAAGUCUUACAGGAAAACAUCCUGCUUUAACUGUAGAGUUGCCCUGUGUCUCUUUACCAAAGGUGUCCAGUUUGGGUUCUGGAAGGUCACAAAAUUAGUUCCUGACUGUACAGUAAGAGCAAAGACCCGUCAGAGGGCCCCUUCCCAUUUUAGCAUCGCGUUUUUGCCUGCUGCCAGGCUGACGCUUGGGAGAGCUGGUCGUGUCUCCUGUUCUACCGCUGACCUGCUGGUAACACUGGGCAAGUCAUUUGCCUUUCCUGUGCCUCUGUUUCCCCAGUUGCCAUGCCUCUGUGUUACUCCCUGGCAGAGACUAAGUUACAGAGUGCUGAUGCACCUUUGAGUAGGACUUGAGUUCUAGCACUAACGAGAGUUUUCUUUUGUUUCUGUCUCUUGAUGAAUUGCUGCCUGAGAACCAAGGGCAGGAGGUGUUAGUACCUACCAGUGCUCUGAUGGUGAUACCUUGUGUGGCCUUAGCAACGUUAACACUUUAUUUUGGUUUUCUCUACCUGUAAAAUAGGAUUAAUGCUCAUUUGCCUCUGUGCAGCCAGGGUAGCAAGGCGGAGUUUCUAAGGGCCUCUGGGAUUUAAAACAAAGGAACUCUUUCAGAUCUUGUUGAUGCCAUUCAGAGACAGCCAUAGGCAGGACUCCUCCUUGGCUGCUGGAUAAAGAGAGCUUAACUGGCUGUAAGUAAAAUAACGAACGCUUAUUUUUUUUUAUUUUUCCCAUAGCAAUAACAAACAUAGAAUUACAGAAAUAAUCCUCUGUAUCCAAAUAGCUCAAAAAGUAAAGAAUUAGAUUAUUUUAGUUUUGGUAGCCUCACUUAUGUUAGGCCAGUAGUAAAACUACAUAUUCACCUCAAGCGUAAUGCCUCCUCAAGUAUUUCCUGCCCUGGGCCUCACAGCGUGCGCCCGAACUGGAACAAACCUGUUUAUCACUUUUGGUAAUCCUUGUGUAAAAUUUAAAGAAUUCCUGUUCCUCAGUAAAGUGUUUCCUAAUUUCUGCUGAAUUCACCUCAGUGGAGAAAGCCAUUACGGCUCAGUUAGGAUUCUUUACAAGACUGGAUGUUUUCUUCUAAGGGAAAUGAAAUCCGUCUUGUUUUUUUUUAUUAUUCUAAUUGAAUACGGGUGACUUCAAAUACAGUUCUUGCUGCAGAUCGGUAGGGAAGCAAUUUCACUCUGAAGACGCUACGUGGAGCGUUAACAGCAGCCAUCCUGCAGGAAAAGUGGCUUUUGUCGCGUGUAUUUCACUUGCAUGUCUUAAAUAAAUCCUGUACUCUGUUUA